Molecule: messenger RNA, 1929 nt
Organism: Etheostoma cragini (Arkansas darter)
Lineage: Eukaryota; Metazoa; Chordata; Actinopteri; Perciformes; Percidae
Gene: ptpro
Product: protein tyrosine phosphatase receptor type O
Exons: 11
Coding region: 1-1929 (642 amino acids)
Biological process (GO): axon guidance; regulation of glomerular filtration; podocyte differentiation
Cellular component (GO): plasma membrane; glutamatergic synapse; GABA-ergic synapse
Molecular function (GO): Wnt-protein binding; cadherin binding; protein tyrosine phosphatase activity
Source: RefSeq, a predicted model, not a curated record
AUGGACUACUCGGUGAUUCUGAGCUGGCAGCGAACGCACCACGUGGCGUUCAGGAAGUACGUGCUGCAGACGUUCUUCUUCAACCCGUUCACGCUCGCCGCCGAGUGGACCACGUACUACGAGAUCGCCGCCACCGCCUCCGUCAUCGCCUCCGUGAGGGUGACGGAUCUGCUGCCGGCCUGGUAUUAUAACUUCCGUGUUUCCAUGGUGACGUGGGGCGACCCGCCGCUCAGCUGCUGCGACAGCUCCACCGUCAGCUUCGUGCAGGACGGGUCUCUGGGACCCGGAGGACUUGAUGAGGGUAGUGGGGUACGUGUUCAGGUGCAGGACGCGUCUCUGGGACCCGGAGGACUUGAUGAGGGUAGUGGGGUACGUGUUCAGGUGCAGGACGGGUCUCUGGGACCCGGAGGACUUGAUGAGGAGCCACUUCCUGUCCGCAGCCUCCACGUAGCGGACUACAGAGAGUCCCCAGAGACCGGCGUGGUGUUCCAGUUCGAGCCGCCGGCCGGGACCGUGUUCAGCCGAGUCAACAUCAGCUUCACCGAGGGCCCGGAGCGCCGCUCCAUGCUCUACAAAGAUUUCUACCAGGGGAAGACAGUGUUUAAGCACUGGUUACCCGGCAUGUGUUACCGUAACAUCACCUUCCAGCUGAUCUCCGAGGCAACGGUGUCCCAGACAACGCUGGUGACACACAGCGAUGUCACGCACACACCUGUGCACCACCGGACAGUGCCGUCCCCCCCCCUCAACAUCUCCCAUAAGAUCGUCCACCUGAGCGAGAGGGCGGCGGCGGGCCAAGGCCCCGACACGGAGGGGGGCGAGGGGCGCCGGCGAGCCGCCCGCCGGGCCCGGGACGUCCCGCUGAUGGAGGAGGACGAAGACGUCUCCGAGAACCCCGGGACUCGGGUUCCCUUACGCCCCGCGCACAACCGGACCGCCGGCGUCGCCGGAAACCACAGCACCGACUACUGGCUGGACCCGACGGAACCGGACCCGAUGGACCCGGCGGAACCGGGGGCGAUGGAUCCGGACCCAGCGGAACCGGACGCGAUGGACCCGGACCCGGCGGAACCGAACCCGACGGAGCCGAUGGACCCGACGGAGCCGGCGGGCAGCGAGGACGAGUUCGUCAACGCGGCACCGUCGGAGUACGAGGACUCCAACGAGCCCGGCUCGGCCAUGGCGCUGCCGGCGGAGGUUGCCAUGGCGCCCACCAGACCGCCCCCCGUCCUGCUGGAGCUGCGCUGGCUGCCGCCGCGGCCGCCCGCCGUGUACGACGGCUUCAACGUCUACGUCUACCGAGACGGGAACGCCACGGAAACGGCCACCGUGGACGAAAACACUCACGAGUUCUUCAGCGAGUUAACGGAACCGGGAACGUACCGCGUGCGGGUCGCCACGCUCAGCUCGGCCGGUGACUGCGAGGCCCGAGAGAGCGCCGCCGACACCGGGUUCACCUUCUACCUCAGUCCGGGUGGCGAGCUGCUGGAGGAGCUCCGCGAGCGCCCGCAGGCGGUCAGCGUGCGCCGGCUGGACUCCAGCACCGCCGCCGUCUCCUGGGCACCGUCCUCGGAGAACCACAACGGCAGCCUGGUGUCUGUGGUGUCCACCACCUGCCGCCGGCCGAGCCUCAGCCAGAGGAUGGAGAACACCUACUGCAGCGAGGAAAACUCUACGAGUGACAUCAUCAGUCACCUGACCCCCGGCGCCCAGUACCGAGUGGUCGUCUAUUACACCAACGGGCCGCUGACCAGUCCUCCGUCAGAACCCGUCAUCAUCGACAUCGGCUGCGAACACACCUCCAGGUCCAGGUCCAUCUCUAGAAGACGUCAUCAUCAGUGUCAACAACACACCUCCAGUCCUGCGUCUGGCUCGGGGGGAGCUCUGCCUUCACUGACCCACAUGUUGAACCACAGCCCUGCCCUCUGA